This is a messenger RNA of Rubroshorea leprosula, 971 nucleotides long. NCBI's taxonomy places the organism in Eukaryota, Viridiplantae, Streptophyta, Magnoliopsida, Malvales, Dipterocarpaceae. The record is from the annotation of a GenBank genome assembly.
ACAUUUAUCUUCUCCCUCCCCCACCUUCCAUUUCCACUCCCUCCCCUUUUUUCACUCCCCACGCUCCAGAAACCCCAAUCAUGUCCCUGGGGAAGCGUCCGCGCCCUCCGAUCAGGCGGACCACGAGCAUGAAGGGGAUCACCGUCGACGCCACGGAACCCUCCGAUGCCCAGAACCCCAUGCAUGCAAUUAUGGCGGGUCUUGAAGAAGGGGUGCCUCCUCUAAAUCCGAACAACAUCUACCCUGACUACGAUCACCAGCUCAUGGCCAUGGUGUCACCCAGAAAUCCCAGAGGCGGUUCCGUCGAUUUUAUGGAAACCCCUCAUUUUCUAAGAUCCUGUGGCCUCUGUAAACGCCGAUUGGUUUCUGGUCGCGACAUUUAUAUGUACAGAGGGGACACGGCGUUUUGUAGUCUAGAGUGCAGGGAGCAACAGAUGAAGCAAGACGAAACGAAAGAGAAGAUGAGCGCUAUGGCGUCGAAGAAAGAAGACCACCACGCAUCUAAUUCUGCAGCAUCUAAAGCUUCUUCAACUAAAAGCCAGACAGUGGCGGCUGCCUGAGAAUGAAGAGAUGAUAAAUUAAUUCAAGAAAAAAAGAAAAAGGAAAAAAGAAGUGAUUAUAAGUAAGGCAGCCUUCGGAGAGAUAUUAAGGAGAAAAAAAAAGAAAAAAAAAAAAAAACUGUGCAAAUUUAUAUGUCACCAUCGUCAUAUCGUCUCAUGCAAUUUUAAUGCCCACGAAUGUUUAACACCACAGGCCAUUGAUGGCGGCCAAACAACGAUGUUGUUAAUGGAAAAUAUAUUAUGUAAAAGAUGUAAACAAAAUAUGGUGGGUGUAGUUGUGUUCUUGAUUAUGCAAAUUGGCAAAGUUCUGAACCUUGAAUUUCUGUGUUAAUUGCACUAUAGUACUACUUUGUCUUGUACCUAAGAGUGACGUUCAAAAAAUAAUAAUAAUAAUAACUGAGGUCGGCUUAU